UCCCCUGCCGUCAGAAAUGGCACAAAGAUCCCACCACCGGUACUGGUGUAAUUUCCUUAGGUGAUAUUUUGUACCCAAGGCCUGGGUUUGGGUGUCAGAUCUGAGGUUGAAUCCUACUUCUCGUGGCCAGGAUAAUCGGAAACCUCUUUGACCUCUCCUAAUAAAUUGAAAAACUACACAAGGAACUUUCCUGGUGGUCCAGUGGUUAAGACUCCGAGCUUCCACUGCAGGGGGCAUGGGUUCGAUCCCUGGUCAGGGAACUAGGAUCCUGCAAGCUGAGAGGUGCAGCCAAAAAAACAAAAACUGUACAAAACUACGGAAGCCAGUCAGCUCGGGUAUCCUCAGUCCUUGAAAGAAAACACCACCCCUUUGUAUUUCCAGCCACAGAAAACCCAGUAAAAUCUUGUAAUCUGAACCCAACAAAUAGGUUCCCUCCGUACAGAAAGGCUUCUCCUGACCCGUGGAUUCAGGCUUCAUGAUUUACUGUGUUUUUACUUACUAACUUGUGGGGCAAAGAGGUCCUUCUCUGUGUACAUUUAAAGUGAGAUAGAAUGUGUGUGUUCAGGAGAAUUAAGUCAUAGACUCUCAUGACAAGGUGCCCAUAACGACGUCCUGGAGCUGCGUGCUCACUUUCGAGUGAGAACAGAUCAAGCGCAGAAUCGUGGGCUGAAUCCGUUUUCUGGUUCACAGUUCAGUGCCUUCUGCUACCAACACCUUCAGAGGCAAAAGCAUUCAGAAAGCACCCUAAGCCCAGUAGUAUCUGAUGUUUGCAAUAGCAUCUGUUGUAUCACUAAAUGUUUCCCCUGCUUUUGCUGCAUGGAGGAGCUGAUACAAGCAACCUCCCCCAACCCCACCCCACGCCCUGCCAGUGUCUUUUCCAGACUCAUCCCAGGAUCCCAGUGUCCCAGGACGCUCACCUCAAACACAGGAAAGUUGAAGUCUUACAGGACUGGCAUGCAUCUCAGAGGCGGUUUUUCUUGCCUUCCUGCUGCCUACCCGACCGCCACCUGGUGGCAGCACUGGACUCUGCAUCUCUCCCGGGUUCCCCGAAUCAGCGGCGGCCCCUUGGAAAACCACUACAGACUAAAGCAGUUCCACUUCCACUGGGGAGCAGUGAACGAGUGGGGCUCAGAGCACAUGGUGGAUGACCACGCAUAUCCGGCAGAGCUGCACUUGGUUCACUGGAACACUGUGAAAUACCAGAACUACACGGACGCCGUGAUGGGAGCAGAUGGCUUGGCGGUGGUAGGCGUAUUUUUAAAGCUGGGGGCCCGCCACGAGGCGCUGCAGGAGCUGGUGGCAGUCUUGCCGGACAUAAAGCACAAGGACACGCGAGCAGCCCUGGGCCCCUUCCAGCCUUCCUGCCUGCUGCCUGCCUGCCAGGACUAUUGGACGUACCCGGGCUCCCUGACCACGCCGCCACUGUCCGAGUCGGUCACCUGGAUCAUCCACAAGAAGCCCAUCGAGGUGGCUCAGGACCAGCUGGCCGCCUUUCGCUCGCUCCUGUUUUCUGUGCCUGGUGAAGAAGAGAAGACGAUGGUGAACAACUACCGUCCACUCCAACCCCUGAUGAACCGGAAGGUCCGUUCAUCCUUCCAGGCCACUCACAAGAGAGCAAGACUCUAAAUUCACUCUGUCCAUGCUAACAGGUAGAACUGACUUUAACAAGAGAAAGUGUUUUCUCUUGUUUCCUGGGCUUCACGGUCUGAUCGUGUGUAACCUCUGAAAUUAAAAAGAGAGGAAAAGGU
Messenger RNA from Odocoileus virginianus texanus, 1748 nucleotides. The record is from RefSeq and is a predicted model, not a curated record. Lineage: Eukaryota; Metazoa; Chordata; Mammalia; Artiodactyla; Cervidae.